AUGGCCGUCCAGGACUUCCUUAAACGGCUUGAGGUCAAAGACCGCGCAGACACUCAGCAUGCCAAAGCAUUGAACCCAGACACGCGACCACUGGAACCACAUCGUCGUACGUACGGCCCAUGGCAGUUCGUCACACUCUGGGUCAUCACCGGAUCCUUCAACAUCGGAGGAUGGACGACGGGCUCUUCGCUAAUCGCUCUCGGGCUCAAUGUCUGGCAGGCAAUGCUUACCGUCAUCAUCGGAAACAUUCUCGUCGGCUUCCUAUGCGUUAUGAGCGGUGCUCCAGGCGCGAAGUGGCACAUCGGCUUCCCCAUGAUACAGAAAUGCUCAUGGGGCACAAAUGCUUUCGCCUUCAUCGUCAUUCAGCGAGUCUUCCUGGCUUGCAUAUGGUUCUCGACUCAAGUGUUCUGGGGCGGACAGUGCGUGAAAGUCUUUCUGACCGCCAUCUGGCCGUCGUUCGCCAACGUCAACACCCCAUUGGCGAAUGGCACCAUGACCACCGGCGACUUCGCCUCCUUCAUCAUCUUCACAAUACUGUACCUUCCACUUUGCUGGAUCAAACCGGAGAAGUACAAGAUCCCGUUCUUGGUGUCUUGUUCGAUCGUCAUCCCAACUAUCUUCGUCAGCUUGAUCUGGUUCACCGCCAAAGCGCACGGAGCUGGAGCCUUGGUCAGUGAUGUCGGCAGCGCCGGCGUUGUGCAGGCGCAUGGCAGCCAUUUGGGCUGGAUGAUGGUUCUGGGCAUCUGCACCAACAUUUCGUCGAUAUCGGUGCACAUUUUCGUGCAGUCGGACUAUACCCGGUACGCCCGAAAGCCGAAGGACCAGCUUCUCGCCCAGCUGAUCAUGGUGCCAUCCGGAACAAUCGUCGUCGCACUGAUCGGAAUCCUUUGCACAUCGUGUGCCGCGCAACUCUUCCCGGAGCAGGAGGUCUUCACGGCAUUGCAGGAACAUUACGACAACAGCUCCCGUUCCCGUGCGGCUGUGGCGUUCGCGAUGUUGGCUUUCGGGGUGGCCCAGUUCGGCAUGGUGGUUGCCAACAACGGCGUCUCGGCCGGCAUCGAUCUUGCAGCGCUUUUCCCGCGCUUCUUCACAAUCCGUCGCGGCAUGCUGUGUAUGGCAGCUCUGUCUUUCGUGAUCCAGCCUUGGCAGUUGCUGAACGGAGCGAGCAAGUUCUUGACCGUACUCGGCGGCUAUGGUGUCUUCCUGGGACCCAUGACCGGCGUCAUGUUCGCGGAUUACUUCCUGCUGAGGAAGCGCCAGAUCAAGCUCAGCGACUUGUAUAACGACAGCUCUUCCGGCAUUUAUCGCUAUUGGAAGGGGCUGAAUUGGCGAGCGCCUGUGGCGUGGGCCAUGGGCGUUUGGCCGACACUUCCGGGCUUUGCUCAAUUCGUCCAGCAUGGUGCCCUCGACACCCUUCCCGGAUGGUCGUAUCUGUAUUACAUCUCGUAUCCGUUCGGACUCACAGUGUCUAUACUCGUCUUUGUCGCCCUCAACAAGUUCUUCCCAGUGAGCGGUCUGGGCGAUGUGGAUGACCUGGAUUAUUAUGGAACGUUCGGUCCGGCGGAAACGUCGUCAUUGAAUGGAAUGGAAGCAGAGUCGGGUGAGGAGAUCCAUCUGGGCCGGGAAGACAAUAAGGCCAUCAGUGUCGACAAAGUCUGA
Messenger RNA from Cyphellophora attinorum, 1659 nucleotides. Its product is annotated as Uridine permease. Gene Ontology annotation, biological process: nucleobase transport; transmembrane transport. The record is from RefSeq and is a predicted model, not a curated record. The transcript is spliced from 2 exons. Lineage: Eukaryota; Fungi; Ascomycota; Eurotiomycetes; Chaetothyriales; Cyphellophoraceae. The coding region runs from base 1 to 1659 and encodes 552 amino acids. Gene Ontology annotation, cellular component: plasma membrane. Gene Ontology annotation, molecular function: nucleobase transmembrane transporter activity.